UUUUCCACCAGAAUGUGAAUGCUCCUGAUGGGUCCCCGGGAUGAUGCUACUACACAUACUGCCGCAGUAUUGUCACCGUAGCGCUACUUUCGGUGACACCGGAACACCAAAGACGGGACACGGAAAACAUCGGAGGUGGUCCGCCGGAGAGAAUACCAUAAGACUGAUCAUCGACGAUGUGGCGGAAAGGUCACUCCCAGGCAGCAAGAGACAACAGCACCAAAUAAUCAACAUCAACAGCAACAACCUAAAAUGAAAGAAAAUUUUCCCAUUCAAAAGUUUCUGUUCAUUUCCGGAAGAAAUGUGAAUGCGCCUGAAGUUAUACCCAUGAAUUUGUUCCGACGCAAAGUUGUAAAAAUUGAAAAGCAUGUGAAAGUCUUGUGUGUUACCUCUGCUAAAGUUUGAGAAAUGUGUUUUAUGUUUGUAGCAUUAUCGGAAAGUUCUCACCGCAGUUUAUUUAGUCAGUUCGUUAUGUUCAAGCAUUCUUUCGAUAAGAGCCAUUUCGCGAAAAGGGGUGAACCAUCCCUAAAUUGAUAGCUCAGUGUUCGUGUGGUUCCGAGUUUUUUUUGUGUUCCCACCCUCAUCGAGUGACUGCCAGCGUGUGUUCCUGACCCUGUUUUACGAUAAACGACCGAAAGCAUCAAUUUCCGGUAGCUGUUUCGUACCUCCCGGGGUACCAUUUUGUUAUCCAAAGGAUGGUCGAAAAUUUGUGCAAGUGUGCUCGUAAAAAAUCCCUAAUUCAAUCUCAUAUAUAAAAGGGAAGCAGCAAAUAGCAUCUAUAAAGGUGAUAAAAGCUCUUAGGGAGAGAAAAAUUCAAACAAAGUGGUGUGUUUUUUUAAGUAUCGCGAAUUUGCUUGGAGGAUGGCGUGUGGUUAAUCCAAAGGCAGAUAAAGCAAGUUUCAAUCAUGAUUUGAUUCCUUCGAUAAAAAAAAAAGUUGAGUGCAUCUUCCUUCGAGGGGUGGAUUUGAAAGCGAUGAUCAGCGAGUGCUUGUGAUAUUGAAAUUCUAAAGUUUUUCCUUCUUCUUCUGAUAAUAACCAGCAGCAGUGUGGGUGGUUGGGUUUAAAAUUGAAUGUUUGGAUAAGAGCCGCAGCAUCAGUCAAAAUGUACGUCGAAUACGGAGAUAGAAAGAACAACGAACGUGAUACAAUGAUGGCAACCAAUAGAUUUACGGUUUCGCAGGUGCAGCGUCCUGCUCAGCAUCCGCUUGAGCCUGUGGAUCGACAUCCAUAUCCGGUGGUGACGCAACGAAAUCCUCUCUCCAGCAGCAGCAGCAGCAGCAAACAGCACGUAAAACUAAAACCUGCAGAUCUCGGCAAUAGUUCAAGUAGCCAUUACAGCAACUACUACCCGAGCCAUCAUAAUCCUGCUCCUGUUCCAGCUCCUAGAACGGCUGCCAAGAGUCUCGAUUACCAGAAGCAGCUGCUGAACAACCUCCAACAUUCGACCACAGCCAGCAGCGGCAAUCCAGUUGGCAUUCUGAAAAAUAACACCAAGCGACGUCCACUGAUUUACGAGCUGAAACAGUAUGAGUAUUUCAACAACGACGCCUAUCCCAGAGCGCAACCUCCUUCCUCGCAGCAUCCGCAGCAGCAACAUUUGCCUAUAGCUAAGAACACCAACAGUGUGCUCCAGCAGCACUACGCUGGCCAUAACUACAAUAUCAAUUAUAAUCUAAAUUUUACGAAAAAUCAAUACAACAUUCUGAUAUCGCCACCAACGACGGCGUCCGGAGCCUCCAGGGGCACAGGAGCAGCGCCACCAUACGACGAGAACAAUCAUUACGAAAGCCAUUAUCAGUAUCAGCAGCAUCAGAACAACGUUAGGAACAACUAUAAGAAUAGCAACGCCACCAAUCAUCAUCUGUACAGCAACAACAACUACAAUCAAUACUUUGCCAACAACCAUCAUCAGAAUCAGCAACAGCAGCAUCAGCAUCAGCACCAAAGGCAACAUCAAGGCAAGUCCUCCUCGGCCGGGACCGGGGUCUAUCUGGACGAGAAGCCACCGCUGCUGCUAGUUGGGGACGACCCGUUUGCAGCGGAUUCGGGCAACCACAUUGGCAAGAUGCAACGCGAGGAGAUAAUCAUCGAACACAGUCAGCUGGUUGGAGACGGAAGUGGACCAGGCGCUGUCAUACUGCCCGCAUGCGGUGGCCAGUCGGCGGCCAGGGCGGGCCCAGGUGGACAGCAGCCACUACUGAAUGGGGGAGGCGGAGGCACCGGCAAGGGUGGCAAGCUAAGUGUCAUCAACCGGUCGCACCAUUUUACGCAGAUAAUUGCAGCUCUAGCCGUAUCAAUCGGACCGCUGGCAGCGGGUCUUGGUAAGGGUUACUCGAGCCCGGCCAUUGCCAGCUUGCAGGAGCUGCAGAUUCGCCAGCGGGGUAACUAUACCGCUUUUUCGGUCAACGAUCAACAGGCAAGCUGGAUCGCCAGUCUAUCACUUUUGGGUGCCCUGUUCGGGGGAAUGUUCGGCGGCGUGGCCAUGCAGUACGGCCGGAAACGAGUGCUGGCACUGAUGUCGUUGCCAUUUUCGCUCUCCUGGAUUCUGACCGUGUUCGCCAAAUCGGUCGAAACGAUGUUCUUCACCGCUUUCGUCGGCGGCUUCUGCUGUGCCAUCGUGUCAACCGUGACCCAGGUCUACAUCAGCGAAAUUUCCUCCCCGGACAUCCGGGGCUUCCUGAGUGCGAUCCAGAAAAUUGCCGGCCACAUGGGGAUGCUCAUCUCCUACCUGCUGGGAGCGUACCUGGACUGGCGGCAGCUGGCGAUGCUCGUCUCGGUGGCGCCCAUUAUGCUCUUCAUAUCUGUGAUCUAUAUACCGGAAACGCCGAGCUUCUUAGUGCUUAGGGGUUGCGACGAUGAAGCCCAUCGUUCCCUCCAAUGGCUUCGGGGUCCACACAAAAACGUAGAGAUAGAACUCGACACAAUCCGAUCGAACGUACGUACAUCGAGAAUCAACCUGCUGAAUCGAAUGACAUCCCGGGGCAGCAACGGGGCCAGCAACGGUGCCAAUCAACAGCAACUGCCGACGCAUUGCCAGCAUCCGACCGGCAGCACCCAGAGUCGACUUGGAACGGUGAGCCGGCUGCCGGAAAUCGUCCGCAACUGGCAGCUACCGCGGGUCUCCUUCGACGCCAUCGCCGGUAACGUGAAGGCCGUCAUGCGAAAUGCCCGACUCGUCAAGCCCGUAUCGAUCACCUGUGGCCUUAUGAUCUUCCAACGAUUCACCGGUGCCAACUCGUUCAACUUCUACGCGGUGACCAUCUUCAGCAAAACGUUUGCCGGAAUGAAUCCCCAUGGUGCAGCCAUUGCCGUCGGGUUUGUGCAGCUGCUAGCAUCCAUGUUGUCCGGAUUGCUGAUCGAUACGGUUGGUCGAAUACCUUUGCUGAUUGUGAGUUCGGUGUUUAUGUCACUCGCGUUGGCUAGCUUUGGAUCGUUCGUGUACUACGGACAGACUAAUAAGAUGCUGGCAAAUAUUGAACCGGAUGUUCCGGCUGGAAGUAACGACUGGAUUCCGCUGUUGUGUGUGCUGGUGUUUACUGUUGCCUUUUCGUUGGGCAUUUCACCCAUUUCGUGGCUUCUGGUGGGCGAACUGUUCCCGCUUGAGUAUCGAGGCAUCGGAAGUUCGAUUGCUACCAGCUUCAGCUACUUCUGUGCUUUCCUCGGCGUUAAAACCUUUAUGGACUUUCAGGCAAUGUUUGGCCUACACGGGACAUUUUGGCUGUACGCAUGUAUAUCCUGCGUUGGGCUAUUCUUCGUCAUCAUGGUCGUUCCGGAGACUAAGGGCCGGGACCUGGAGGAGAUGGAUCCGAAGUAUGUGCGCACCCUGACGAUCAAUCGAUGAGACAUGGGAACGCACGUAGAAUAUCUAGUAUAGUAUUUACUGGGCCCUCGCGCUUUCACCUUCGAUGCGAUAGCGUUCACUAGGACUAAUACUGAGACUACGUGCAUAAGCAGCUGCCCCGAUAGUACGGAAAAGCUUCUAGGAGAAACUCCAGGUGGCUGCAACAUCCGGGAUGGCUCAACUCGCAUUAGAUUACUAUUUUUAAAGUGGUGCUUAGUGCUGAAUGUUACUUUUUUAAUCCAAGAGUGAGACCAACGACGAGCGACGAAUAAGUAUGUUGUGAAUACCAAUAUGUCAAAUGUUCCUAACCUAGGCAAGAUGAUAUGGAUGUUUGAGGGACAGUGAGUGUGAAAGGAUGUCAAAGAAUCGUCAUUUAUCUGCCGCCGCGAUUAUAACACAAUGUUGCUUAUGAUUUACCAGUUUCAAUUCAACCUUUGCUCUGUAAAUAGGCAGAUAGGCCAUUAACAAACAAACCCUGACCGUACUUAGCUUAUAGCUGUAAGACUCUCGUUUACUUAACACAACUAACAAAACAAAAUAGUUCUAGAGCCACACUUAAUAUUCUGCUUAGCCUCUGCCAAAUAAAAAACACAAUGAUAGCGCAGCUUAAAUGACUUAAUACCGGAAAAAAACUAAAACUAAUUUCCUCUUGUUUGUUCAUAAUUUUUCAUUGAAAUUCGGCACAGACUUGCGCUAAUACACACACAAAAAACACACACCAACUGCAUACUGUAAAUACGGAACCGUUAAACGCACAAAGGAGUAUUGAUACUACAUUAGGGAAAAAAUGAAAUCCGCUGUUUGCUGGCACCCUUCGGACAAACAUGAUUCAGAAGUAAGAAAAAAACGAUGUUAAUUGAAGAUGAUGCUUAGAGAACGACGCAAGGUGAAAGUGAUUCUGUACGGUGGUAGAUGGAAACAUCUUGAGCGGUAUGAAUAUUCAUUUGAAAUACACUUCAGCCGAUUUGCUUUCAAGUUUUUUUUUUCACAAAAUAGUCAUACGGCCUUGAGAAGGCUGCAGACAAAUUUUGUAGUCUAAAGGGCAUUCAACUAUACCUCUUUUGGAAACUUUUAAGCGGUUGUGGAUUUAUUUUUCAUCAAAGUUUUGGUAAAUUUUUGUAAUUUAUCUUUGUAUAACUUGAGAUAACCAGAAUCAUCAUAAUUUCUUUUAUGUGUUCUAUAUAUUUUUAGUAAUGUAGAUAAUGCAAGACGAGGGAGUUUCUAAUGCUUACAUAAAACUGAAUCUAUCACGCCUUGAAAGAUUUCAGUGUCAUUUCGCAGGCCAAACGGCAUUCUUAUUAAAUCAUAUUUUGCUUGUUACUCUUCGAAAGAAUUUAGCCCUUUAAACUGUUUUAUAUGAGAAUAGCAGCUAUUGAUUCAGUGAAAUAAUAUCAUUUUAAUUCGAAUAAGUCAACUGAACUGGAUAGAAGCCGUUAUUUUAAGUAUUAUAAAAGUAAUGGUUCUUCAAAGUUGAAAAAUAUUUUUUGAAAUUUUUUAUUCAUUUCAAUACGAUAAUGCAAAUUUCUUCCAAACCUUAUUAAUUGGGUGCAGGAAGGUGUUUGUGAUUAAUUGAGAUUAAAAAAAUUGUUAGAAUUUGAAAAUUUGAAGAAAUAACAGCGAUUUAAAACAAACUACUUUAAAAAAAAAAGAUUUUUGCUAUUUUUCCGCAUACUUUGUAAGUAAUAUCACAAAUACAUUGAAAUACCGUCAAAAACAUACCAUGAGCUAACUUUUUUUAAUUCCUAAAAUAUUUUUUGUGAAAACAUUAUUCAAAAAUAUCCACGCGUUUCCAAGAUAUUUGGAUUUUGAUUAGUGUUGUUAAACGUGGCUUUAAACGUCUCAGAACGUAACUCGAAUUGUCAAAUCCUAUUUAAUUUAUGAUUAUAGAAGGUUUAAAAAUUUAUCACCCUUUUCCUUGAGACAAGUAAGUAUAAUCUGAAGUAGUAAUAUUAUGUAUAUAUGUUGGUUAUCCACCGUUGGUUCACGGAUUCACCACAGUUUCUGCCUAAGGCUGAUGUCAUGCUGAAGCAACUAGCAACGCGAUCUACAACGCAACGUUCACACGACUAACCAGCUCUCAUUUGAUCUCCAUGGAAAUCGCGCAGACCUGUCAUACUGGUUGCUUUGAGUAGCGCGACCAAUCUGAUGCCAAUGUGUUUAGUAGCGCGACUAGUAGGAAAUCCAAUAGGAACAUUGUUUUUUCUCGAUUUGAAGCAGUGAUUCCGGGUUUUAAGCACAAAAGUACGAAGAUCUGUCCGAACUUGUGAUAAUAAACUAAAAACUAUCUUAAUCGGCGAGAAAAUUUUCAUGAAUUCUUAGUUCCGGCUAAAAAACAAGGAAUUUUGUCGGUUCAAAUUUCGGCAUUCUUGCAAUCCGGGUCGUGAUUUGAUGAGUUUUUGAUGGCUCCGAAAAGAAAGGAGACGAUUCAAAGCAUUAUCAGAUGUAGAGAAGUGAUGAUUUGUAGGGAAUUUCAAAGUGACAGGUCGCGCCAGCAUGACAUACCAAUGCAAUGCAACGCAAUCUUAUUGGAACGUUGCGUUGCGUUGCGUUGCUAGUUGUUUCAGCAUGACAUCAGCGUAAGUAUGAGUAGCAUUUUUUUAGAUUAUUUAGUUUGACAAAUUUCCAAUGCAGCGCGUACAUCAUUCCCCGACCCCAUGGCUUCGUACGAACUGUUAGGGAGUGAAUGUAUUGCGUGUUGAAGAUGCAAGACAAAGCUGUUGCUAAUCCUUCCUCUGAACUGUAUUCAUUAGCCUUUGGAAGAUAUCGGGGGUAUACUUCAAGCCAAAUGACAUUCGAAUCAGUUCCAUAUUCUCUGGUUGUGCUUUAAACGACUUAGAAUCUUUCUCACAUCGAUAAAUCAAAUGCCAGAUCACAGAAAAUUUUGAAAUUAAUCCCUCUGCCUCUUGAGAGGAGCAACUCGGAGAGUCUGUACAUAGUCUGAAGAAUGACAUUAAACAUCCAAAACCAUGAUAUCCCAAGCAAUCAAAAGUCACAUAUUCAUUUAAAUAAAGGCUUUGAAAGUAACAUUAUGGCAGACAGAGAGGAACAACAGCCCAAUUCCCAGCAAUUAUAAAAUAACAUUAGAAAUGAUAGCUCAAACCUUUAAUAAUGUUAAUGCGAAUUGCAAUUCCUACCAAAUAAUUGAUCGUAAAAAUGGUUACUUAAAGUCGGUAUAAAUCGAAUAUGAUAAGGAUUAAUAUUAUGUAUGUAUGCUGGUUAUUCACAAUGGGUGCACGGAUUCACCGCAGUUUCUGCGUAUGAGCUCACAUGCAUUUUUCAGAUAAAUUAGUUCGACAAUUUUCCAAUGCAUUGCGUACAUCAUACCCAGACCCCAUGGCUUCGUACGAACUGUUAGGGAGUGAAUGUAUUGCGUGUUGAAGAUUGCAAAAGUCCUCCAUGUUUGCCAAUUUGUUCUCCCGCGCGAGACUCAAGUGAGAAAACAACCUUUUUGUUCUCUCUGCGAUAUGCAUUGCAACCAGAUUGCUAUGAAUCAGAUGGAUCAUUUGGAAAAAUUGUCGAAUGAAGGAAGUAGCAAAUAUUUUCGCUGGCAACGAUUUGCACGCAUUGAGAGCAAAACGUGUGCACUCUUACAUACUUUCAAUAUGUACGAAUAAGGUGUUGAAUAUCAUCCAAUUUGGAUAAUUCUUAUCGCUUAAAACAGAAGUUUAAAAUAUGUAUGCCCUACAAAAAUUGUUACUGGGUAGUAAGCUUUUACGUUCCUGUUUUAUGGGACUUUUGGUUGCUUGGGGUAUCAGUGAUGUUGAAAAUUUUGAACGAAGUACGUUAUGCGUUAACGUUUUUCCUCCUAAAUGUUUUCCUCCUAAUUCGGUUCAAGUUUACCAAAAGGAAGAGAAACACAUUCAAACACCAUUUGGCCUGAACCAUGUUACCGCAAUAUUUCCAAGGCUUAUGAAAUAUUGCAGUAGCGCUGUUCAGGCCAAAUGGUGUUCGAAUGAGUUUCUCUUCCUUUUGGUAAACUUGAACCGAAUUAGGAUCUACCGUGAGUCAGAUUUCGAAAAAAAAUUACAAUGUUAGUGACUUCAGAUAAUCUACUUGAGACGUCUGAAGGACCAUAGUGAACAUCUUGGACCGAUGUUCAGAGACGCUCAAAAACAUGCAGUUUAUUUGUUUCCUCAGAACUGAAUCUGACAACCUUUGGAAAUUCGUUAGGGCAUUCGUAUAUCUUCCUGUUCCUGUUCUUGUUUAAACAAUGUGUACGAGUUGGAACCAAUAAUCUUGCAUUUGAAAUUCACUAGCCGAGUUUCAAGAAUUUAUUUGAUUAAUCACUCCUCAACCUUGAAGUCAACUUCAAAUAAAGCUAUUUUACCAAACUCUCCUGUAAGUCUGUAAAAAAUACUAUAAAAUGCCUUUAGCAGCAGCAGUUGGAAGGUUGUAGGGAAGUUUAUGAGGCCAAUCGGCUUUCGUAGUAGUUUUAAACUGUUGUAGGGCUUAUUGAGCAAUUCAGACCUCACUUUGCAUCGAGGAAAUCGCUUCCCAGGUUUCAUUUUUUUAUUGCAGGAAAUCACUCAACAAUUUGAGGUAAACUACUCAAUCAGUAUGUGUUAUCAAUGUUUUAUCCUCGAUAUAUCUUCCAGAGAAGUUGAAGAUAUAGUAAGAAACAUAUUAUUUUCUAAUGCUUUCUCGGCAUUAAAUCUUCCAGACUUUGGAAAGUUGCUGGCACAUUUUUAAGGCCAAAUGGCAUUUUUUCAAAAUGGCAAUUUUAUUUGAUAUGAGUCCAUCACUUAUUAAGGAAACUGCUUGCCAGACAUUGAUUUUUUCGAAGCUGCUUAGAAAUGCCGUAGACUCGUAUAUCUUGUAUGAUCCCUUCAGACAAUUUAAAAAAAUGUACACACGCACAUUUUUUGCUGAUGCUUCCUCGGGAUUGAAUCCAUCUUCUUCUGAAAGGUGUCAGGGUCGUUGCUUAGGCCAAAAGAUCUUCAUUAUUUUUUUUAGAUUCAAAUACCCCAAAAGUGAUAAUCAGUUGUGUAAAUUUUUUUUAAACAACGCUUUCCUGACGAUUUACCUUUUUUUUUUUUGAAAAAAUAUCAAAAAUUUGAAUUUAAAAACAAUUUUAAACAAAUGGUGUUCCCGCUUAAAGAUAUUCAAUCUCAGUUGACACUUCUUAAACCAUUUGUAUUUUUUAUUUUUUUUUUUUGAUGAAUUUAAAGAGUUUCAUCGAGUUACUUUUCUCUAGUUUUCAUUCUUUAUAGAAGUUUUUAAAAAAUCAAAAAAAUAUUAGGAGAAAAAAGAAUUAACUACCUACUUUUAAACAGAAAUGACUACAUCAAGAAAAGCAAUAUGAUUUAUUGCUUUUCAACGCCUAGCGAAUGCUACCAACGACUACCGUCAACAGAACCUCUUUCCCUUCCUUUAGGCUUCCCGAGUAAGAGAGCUAGAUCGUAAAUGUCCUUUAAAAAAUCAAAAGAAAAAAAACGAACCAGUAAAGACCAGUCAUGUUUAGCAAGUAUAGCGAGAUGGAUGUAAAACACAGUUGUAAUAGAAAACUUAAUAAUCGAAUCAAAAUGGGUCCUUUGUAAAAAUCAAAACUGGUGACAAUAAUGGGGUUGCCCUAGCAACCAGCAACUGACCUAUGACUAGCAAAACGAUAGUUUUUUAAACAAACAACAAGUGAUCAAAUCAAAAGGUUACAGCGCGCAGUGUACAGAGAGUAAAACUAGGAAAGAUUCUAAGUGAAAAAUCGUUUAAUAAAUGUUGAGCAAAGAGGACUAGAUUUUUACACAGCUAUCGUUCAUAUAUAUUGAGAAAAGGAGAACAUUAAUACUGUUAGCUACCUUACAUUAACGAUUUGGGCUAACGUUAGACGAACCAGCGCUUAUGUACAGUUCAAUUAUUUAUUUUUGAAAACAAAAUAUAAAUAAAGGCCACAAUCGAGCGGAUAGCGCUUCAUCUUCUAGGGAAAGCUUAUAAUAUUGAACUAACAAAAAUGAAAAUAAGAAGGAGAAGCAAGUUCUAGUGUCAACUCUUUUACAUGCCCAUAUUAUGAUAAGGAGCUAGCAACGUCUUUAAGAUAAUAAACAAAAAAAAACUACUAAUUCAAUUUUAGCGUUACUAGAAAGAGCAUUUUUACUUACAACUUCAUGCAAAUAAUAUAGCGAAGCAAAAAUCUGCGAAAAAAUUUUUAAUUUAUUUCUAAAUCUUCAAGUCCCUUUUUAUUGAAACCAAAAUCAUUAAAAAAUCUCGACAUAUCGUAAAAAUAAACAACUCUUUGAGUACAAAAUUAAACCCGAUCAUUUAAACUGUCUUCUGAAGAAGAAAAACCUUACCAUAUCCCGUUUUAUCAAUAAAAAAAAAUCUUUUGAAAAAAAUUAUUUAAAUUUAUCAAAAAUGAAGAAAACAACCAGAUUACAGUGCUUUUAGGAUGGUAGAUACUGAAAACCUUGAUACCACACUUGAAAAACAAAAAACAACAGAAAUCGACAAUAAUAGGUGUAUAAACAAAAAAUAAACUAGCGAUGAUAUUAUAAUAAGGAUAAAACAAACAAAACACUGUCAUAUCAUGACAAUAAGUAGCGAUUAAUUAAUUUGUAAUUUAAAAAAGAAACUUAACCGAUAACCGUUAAUUUCGGUGAGUAGAGACUGUACAGUAAAGUAAACGUUACUGAAAAAGAAAACCAAUUUGGUAGACACUACAAAACGCAUAUGUACUUUGAAGAAAAAACCAACAUAUAAAUAAAACAGAACAUAAAAACCCAUCAAAAGCUGAUGGUAGGGAUUUUUUUACAAUCCUUCGGAAAAAAAUAAAGAAUCAGAAUCAGAGAUAUCGAAAAAAAAAAACAAAUCAUUUGAACGCUUUACGAUUGCUACUAGGUUAGACAUAUUCGCGAACUAGGUAUUAUUAACUGAUCUUGAUAAGCUUUGUCUAACUCGAAGCUAAAUAAUCUCACUUAUCAGGAGAGCUACAAAACUAAUCCUAGAGUUAAAAAAAAAUCUAUCCGAAAAAAACGGGAAAAACUAUGAAAACAUAUUUUAACUAUCAGUUGAACAGAUUUAUCGAAAGAAAGAAAAAAAAAAAUCGAGACUUAAAACUGUUAUUGUUGAUCUUUUAAAAUUUUAUUCUUCUCCCAGCAUUGAACCAUUACAAAACCCCUACUAACUACUCGGAAGAGAGAGAAAGAGAAAAAAAAAUCCACAAACGCACUCACAUACAGUUUUUAAUACCCCUAUCUUUAGAAGUUACUCAGUAUUUUGCUCACACUCUAAGCGAAAAUUGGCCGAAGAUAUCAAGGAUGACGACAAUAAAUAGGAAAUUUUCACCACAAAGGGAAACAACAAAUACAAAAAAAAAACAAUAUAAUCAAAACUCUUUCAAUCGUACUUAAAAUUUUAAUCGAAAUUUUUAGUUUGUUUCUGUAGAUUUGGUUUUCGAAAGGUGUAAAAUCGAAAAACAGAAAUACAAAAAAAACCUACUUAUGAAAACCGUGUACAAGUUCAUGUGCAAAGUUGUUGGUUAGCAGUUUUCCUUUGAUGCUUUUUAUUUUUAGCGAUAAACAACAGUGUAAUACA
Uranotaenia lowii is the source of this 11365-nucleotide messenger RNA. RefSeq lists its product as uncharacterized. Bases 1103 to 3841 code for a protein of 912 amino acids. The transcript is spliced from 8 exons. Lineage: Eukaryota; Metazoa; Arthropoda; Insecta; Diptera; Culicidae. Gene Ontology annotation, molecular function: sugar transmembrane transporter activity. The record is from RefSeq and is a predicted model, not a curated record. Gene Ontology annotation, cellular component: membrane. Gene Ontology annotation, biological process: carbohydrate transport; transmembrane transport.